Stylophora pistillata is the source of this 1347-nucleotide messenger RNA. RefSeq names its product WD repeat domain phosphoinositide-interacting protein 4. Gene Ontology annotation, molecular function: protein binding. The record is from RefSeq and is a predicted model, not a curated record. NCBI's taxonomy places the organism in Eukaryota, Metazoa, Cnidaria, Anthozoa, Scleractinia, Pocilloporidae.
ACAUCAAUAACAGUUUCGGCCUGAGAAGGAAUUUUGUUAUUCUUUGAAUAUGACGCGACGAAACGAAAUAUUCCAUCUAGAUUUUAACCAAGACCAAGGUUGUUUUAGCUGUACCAUGGAUGGAGAGCUUAGAAUUUAUAACGUAGAGCCUCUGUCAGAAAAGGCUCGUGUUGAUCUGAAUGAGCCAUUCCAGAUAUCUCAGGCUCACAUGUUGCAUAGAUGUAACCUAAUAGCCAUAGUAGGAACUGGACCAGGAGCAAGGUUUUUUAAUGACAAAGUGUACAUUUGGGAUGAUAUGUUAAAAAAGCUUGUAAUUGAACUCUCAUUUGGUUGUCCUGUUGUAAGCAUCAGGUUAAGAAGAGACAAGCUUUUUGUAGUUUUGAAGACAAGGAUCCAAGUAUUUUCAUUUCCUAAAGAUCCAAAUUUGCUGUUUUACUUUGACACAAAAGAAAAUCCUAAAGGUCUUUGUGAAGUUUGUCCAAGUAUUGACAGGCCCCUAUUGGUUUUUCCUUCACGCAAAUGUGGCAGUAUACAGCUUGUGGAUCUGACCAAUAGACAACCAGAUACUUCAACAGCACCAUUUACAAUUAAUGCCCAUCAAGGUGAACUUGCAUGUCUGGCUGUUAACCAACAGGGUACUCAAGUGGCCACAGCUUCAGUCAAGGGUACACUUAUUCGUGUGUUUGACUCACAAACCAAAACCUUACUGGUAGAGUUACGACGGGGAGCAGAUCCUGCUACUCUGUACUGCAUCAAUUUCAGCCACGACUCUGCAUAUCUGUGUGUUUCCAGUGAUAAAGGAACAGUUCAUAUCUUUGCUCUGAAGAACACUUCUUUGAACAAGAGGUCAAGCUGUAUGUGUCGACGGUACCUUUCAUAAGUACGUGUUUACUCCAGACGGCAACUGUAACCGGGAGGCUUAUGACGUGUUUCUGGAGUUAGGCGAUGACAACGAAUUCUGAAAGUAUGAGUGGAUAAUUUGGACGAGAGAUCUUCUCCCCAGAAAACGAUACAUAUAUCUUGGAGGAAAUGUAUUUAUGACAAGAAUAAGAAACUUUCAGCGUGAAACGCGAUGGAACUUGGGACAUAAUAUUAUUAUGGAUGGAAACUUACGGAGCAUAGUGUUUGAGGCAUCUGAAACUCGCGCAUGACUUUUACGGUGCACGUGGCUCUGUGCUAGCGAUAGCUUUUGGUUAUGACAAAAUGACAGGAUUUAGUCUGAAUUUUAGAAAUGCUGUAUAUUAGAAAAGAGACAUCGAAGCUAAACGUGUAUAUAGAAAUAUGCCUACCUGUACAUAGAUUGAAUUAAAAGGGGUUGCGUAUGGCACCGGGAGCUUUCCAUUUUUA